AUGCGUGAGUUGCAGGUCUUUCAUUUUAAGAAUAGUCGUUGGUUUACUUGGCUAUUUCUCAGGCAAGAAUGGGUGGACAUAGCAAUUUUUAAGGGUCAUGUUUAUGUUGUUACAAAAAAUGCUGAAUUAGGGGAAUUGAGGAUAAAAACAACAGACUCCACAAGUGUAGUGUUUAAUUGGCUCAGAGUGAGAAAUACCCCUAAUGUGAAUUACUUUUAUCUUAAGUUGGUUGUUUCAAAUGAUCAACUUUUAAUGGUUGAUUUUGUUCCUAAGGAACAUUUGAAUAUUUACAAGAUGGACUUUGAAGCCAUGAAGUGGGUUAAGGUGGAUGAGUUGGGUGAUCAAGCUUUCUUCUUUGGGAGAGCAUGGGGUUCUGCAAUGAGGAAACCAGGUAGGUGGGGAGGUCAAAGCAACUGCGUGUAUUGUCUUGACACUCUAUCCAACAUGUGCUGCAUAUACUCAAUGGAGGCUCAACUGAUUAGCAAGUUCCCAUUUGUGGAAGAUUCAAUUACUUCUGAAUUAUCCUCAAUUGGUUGGUAUUAUCCACACCAGUGUAUCAAGGUAGAUUAUCUCAAUGAGGAUUAG
Messenger RNA from Gastrolobium bilobum, 585 nucleotides. RefSeq lists its product as uncharacterized. The coding region runs from base 1 to 585 and encodes 194 amino acids. The record is from RefSeq and is a predicted model, not a curated record. The transcript has a single exon. Lineage: Eukaryota; Viridiplantae; Streptophyta; Magnoliopsida; Fabales; Fabaceae.